CUGCACCAUUCUGGGGAUUUUCAGACUUUCUAUUGAAUGAACUACUCAUUCCACGAAGCAUGAAUUCCAUCUCUUUCAGGAUCCCUACAUGUCGAGCAUUAUUUCCUAGAUCUAUUAGCAGGUGCUUUUUAAAAAUGCAUGCCGAGUGCAGUGCUGUUCUUGGAUCAGAGCUCUUACUUAUAAAGUUUCUUUGCACAAUUUUGUGUAUGCUUAGGGUCACACGCAUGGGGAGAAGAUGCGUGAAGCGAACCACCGAGCAGCCAUGCAGAUAUUCCAGCAAGUGAAUGCUUCACUCCUGCCUCAGAAUAUUCUAGAUCUCCACGGACUGCAUGUGGAUGAGGCCCUUCAUCAUCUUAGUCAGGUUCUCACCGACAAAAAUUUAGAAUUGAGUCAGGGUUUGUGUCAGCCUCAGCUGUCAGUCAUCACGGGAAGAGGCAAUCGCAGCCAAGGAGGAGUGGCACGCAUCAGGCCUGCUGUACUAGACUACCUCAAAAACCACCACUUCAGUUACACCGAGCCUAAGACCGGAUUGGUGCUGGUCACGCUUCACAAAGAGCUGCUAUAAUGAAGCUUUUACUUUUAGAUUUCUCUCUUUCCACUGCCUUAAUCCAGAGCGUCUUCUCUGAGGACUAAUAGUGCCAGUAUUUACACAGUUCUUUUGUCAGUUUACUACAUGCAUAUUUUCACGUCUUUCAGUAAUUGUGCAUCGAAGUCAUAAAAAUCAAGGUACUACAUAUUUACAGUGUUUUAUAAUGUAUUGAGCUGUAUAUACAGAUUAUACUAUCUUGAAUGUUGAUGCUCCCUCCGCAAGGCCAUUAGUCACAGGAUGGUUUAUUCUCUUCAGUGUUGUUGGUAUAUAUAGAAAUAUAUUUAAUAGCGUUUCUGGAAAUAUAAAUGCUGAUGCUCAGUCAGCUUUGCAUUUUAGUUGGUUUGUGAGCAGCUUGGACGGAUCCUAGAUCAGAAUGAUACAUUUUAUGUUGCUUUGACGUGCUAGUGCUCGAGUUUUAGCUCAGCUUUGGUUUUUAUAUUUCCAGUUUAAAAUGUUGAUGCCACGCAUAUUUUUAUAGACAUCUUAAUGCUGCUAUGCAAAUCACAAUUCUUAUGUGUAAGAAUUUAUUCUGGAAAAUGUUUUUGUGAAAUUGUAUAUUUGGACAGAUUUUAUAUGUAUAAUUUUGUUUU
Molecule: messenger RNA, 1179 nt
Organism: Sinocyclocheilus grahami
Lineage: Eukaryota; Metazoa; Chordata; Actinopteri; Cypriniformes; Cyprinidae
Product: NEDD4-binding protein 2-like
Exons: 3
Coding region: 236-565 (109 amino acids)
Cellular component (GO): nucleus
Molecular function (GO): endonuclease activity
Source: RefSeq, a predicted model, not a curated record